GUUAACAAGUAACUAUGCAAAGAUGCUGGCAUAGUUUGAAACUUGAUGGAGCGGCUGAAUCAUGCCACGAGAGCUUCCCUCAUGCCCGAGAGCAGGAAGAGCAAUCCCAAUGCAGAUCCUCAGUGGAGCAGUCCCCAGUGUUCCCCUUUGCUCUCCCGGGGGGCUGCCCGUUUCGUUUCAGCUGGAAAGCACAGAGCUUCUGGGUGACGUUUUCCUCUCCUCCCACUGAAUCAGCCUUUUAUUUACUCUUUGGAAUGCAAAGUAACAGGACACCCUGUGAGUUUUUAUCUCUCUCCCAAUCUUUUGUGCUGCUGCGGGAGUUGUCGGACCGGAUUGAGCGUUUUAGCUGCAGACACAGGGUGGUUUCGGGGUUGUCUGGCAGGAAUCUGGGUGGGAGGGCACAGUCGGUGAAACCUCAAGGUAGGAGUCACACCGAGAAGCGAAUCCUUGGGACACACAGCAGGGAGGAAAAACCUUUGUCACUAAGUUUGAAUCCAGCCCUUUGCUGCGGUGGGGAUGGAGGGUGCUCCUUGGCUGAGCUAGAAUUACUGGGAACUGCCUCCACCAGGACACUUUUUGCUGCAUUCCUCAUGAAAGCAGCUGCGUUUUCCCUGCUUCCACGUGGAUAGCAUUCCCAAGGCUGGGAGCUGAUGGGGAAGUACCCUGCCUGCUCGGACAGCGUUCACUGCUCCUGCUGCUAAUCCCUGUCUCCUCUGGGACCCUCCUGGGCACCGAGCUGACGGAAGUUUAGCUCUUGUGGCUUGCAUACAAAGAGCGACUUGGUUCUCGGGUUUCAGCUCUCUCCUUCCUCCUAGAGGCGCGUUAAACCUCCCCUUGCUGCUCUCAUAAUGCCAUUGUGGCCACACUGAUACGAGGAGAAAACGUUACGAGGAGGAGGUGACAGCUUUUAUUGAAUGAACUGAUUCCAGUGGGGAGAAACAGAGGCUCCGUUGCUGACUGCUGCCACUGCACGUGGGACAUGAAUAACCUGGAGGAGGGGGUGGAGUUCCUCCCUGCCAUGAACUCCAAGAAGAUGGAGAAGCGCGGCCCGAAGCGGCGGGUGGUCGUCGCCGUCGUGAUCCUCGUUUUCCUCCUCGUCUCCCUUGUCGUCGGCCUCCUGGUCUGGCACUUCAAAUACAGGAAUGCAGCCGUCAGGAAGGUUUUCAAUGGCCACUUGAGGGUUCUGAACUGGGACUUCCUUGAUGCCUAUGAGAACUCCAGCUCCCCGGAGUUCAUCAUGCUGGCCAAGAAGGUGAAGAGCACGGUGGAGGAUAUCUACAGGGAUCAUGGAGAUAUUGGCCCUUACCACAAAGAGACCAUGAUAACCGCGUUCAGCGAAGGCAGCGUCAUUGCCUACUACUGGUCAGAGUUCCUUGUCCCCAAGUACCGUGAGGAGAGCCUGGACCAGGCCAUGGCCAACAAGCAGAGCCUGGUGCAGAAGCUGAACACGCGCCUGCGGAACCCCGUGCUGAAGGUGGAGUCGGUCGUGGCUUUCCCUGCGGACCCCAGCAUAGCUUACUCCUCUCGGGACAAUAUCUGCAUGUUUGCCCUCCACGCCAAGGAAGGGGAGAUCACCACUUUCACCACACCAGGCUUCCCCAACAGCCCCUACCCCAACAAUGCCCUCUGCUACUGGACCCUGAGGGCAGACGCCAACUCCAUCAUCAGCCUGACCUUCAAGACGCUGGAGCUGGAGCCGUGCACGGACGACAGUGACUACGUCAAGGUGUACAACUCCCUGAGCCCCGUGGAGCCCCAGGCGCUGGUCAGGCUCUGUGGGAAUUACGCCCCUUCCUACAACCUGACCUUCCUGUCCUCCCAGAACGUCAUGCUCGUCACGUUGGUGACCAACAAGGAGGGCAGAUUCCCCGGCUUCAAGGCUGAGUUCUUCCAGCUCCCGAAGAUGAAAGUCUGCGGUGGGGUUCUGAAAGGAGAGCGUGGCACCUUCACCACUCCCUAUUACCCAGCACACUACCCCCCAGCCAUGGACUGUGUCUGGAACAUCGAGGUUCCUUCUAGGAAGAACGUGAAGGUGCGUUUCAAUAUGUUCUUUGUGCUGGAGCCCGGGAUCCCCGUCAGCUCCUGCACCAAGGACUAUGUGCAGAUCAACAGCACCAGGUACUGUGGGGAGCGGUCCCAGUUUGUGGUGGCCAGUACCACCAACAAGAUAGAGGUGCGGUUCCACUCGGACCAGUCCUACACAGACACCGGCUUCUCUGCUGAGUACCUCUCCUAUGACUCCAGUGAUCCCUGCCCCGGGCAGUUCACCUGCAACACGGGGCGCUGCAUCGACAGGAGCAUGCGCUGCGACGGGUGGCUGGACUGCGUGGAUGGCAGCGACGAGAGAUCCUGCACCUGCACCGACCAGCAGUUCAAGUGCCAGAACGGCUGGUGCAAGCCCAAGUUCUGGGUCUGUGACAACGUGAACGACUGCGGCGACAACAGCGACGAGCUGCAGUGCAGCUGCGCAACCGACAGCUUCAAGUGCGACAACGGCAAAUGUGUCCCCAGCGCGCGCAAGUGUGACGGCAAAGACGACUGCGGAGACGGGAGCGACGAGGGCAGCUGCAGCAAAGCGGGGCUCCAGACGACGGUAUCAUGCAAGGAAUACACCUACAAGUGCCGCAGCGGGCACUGCGUCAGCAAACAGAACCCGGAGUGCGACGGGGAGCAGGACUGCGAGGACAAUUCUGACGAGGACAACUGCAACUGCGGGAUCCGUUCCUACACGAAGAUGUCGCGGAUCGUCGGCGGGCAGAACUCGGAUGGGGGAGAGUGGCCAUGGCAGGUCAGCCUCCACGUCAAGAGCCAGGGCCACAUCUGCGGCGCCUCGCUGGUCUCCGAGAGCUGGCUGGUAUCGGCGGCGCAUUGCUUCCAGCAGAUGCAGGGCACCAGUUACUCAGACGCCAGCCUGUGGACAGCCUACCUGGGCCUGACGGACCAAAGCGACCGCAGCAACGCCAACGUGCAAACGCGGAAGAUCAAGCGCAUCAUCUCCCACCCCUACUUCAACGACUACACCUACGACUACGACAUCGCCGUGAUGGAGCUGCAGAGCCCCGUCACCUUCUCCUCCUUCGUCCAGCCCAUCUGCCUGCCUGACGCCACACACGUCUUCCCUGUGGGCAAGGACCUGUGGGUGACCGGGUGGGGAGCGACGACGGAAGGAGGCAGCGGCAGCUCCAUCCUGCAGAAGGCAGAGAUCCGGCUCAUCAACCAGACCGUGUGCAACCAGCUGCUGACGGACCAGCUCACGCCGCGGAUGAUGUGCGUGGGGAUCCUGACCGGCGGCGUGGACGCCUGCCAGGGGGACUCGGGGGGGCCCCUGGUGAGCGUGGAGGCCAGCAGCCGCAUGUUCCUGGCCGGAGUCGUGAGCUGGGGCGAAGGCUGCGCGCAGCGGAACAAGCCCGGGGUGUACAGCCGCGUCACGAGCCUGCGGGACUGGAUCCAGCAGCAGACCGGGCUCUAAGGACACACACAGCCCUGUGUGGGCACCUCUUGGGCUGGGACGUGCACAUCCAGCCUCUACUGUGAACUUCAACCCUCCCUCUACCUCGCGCCGAGGCGUUUUCCCACCUCCCACCUUAGAAAUUGAUGGUUGGAAUAGAACAGGUUGGAGUUUAUGGGUGAGUGAGUGAGUGCAGCUCCUAUGAACAAGGGGGGAGGAGCAAUAUAUCAAAAAAAAUAAAGAAAAAAAUUAAGUUAAAAAAGAAAAAGCAAAAGAUAAAGACAAACACUUUGUGUUUAGGGGAAAACGUUAUUGGGACAGGUUCAAAACCAGCUUCUCAGGCUAGAGACCGAGUCCUGCGGUGCUUUUCAAGCGGCUGUCCGCACCCCUUGCUCUGGUGUUCAGUUUUGGGGGGGGGGAGAAGGGAGUUCUUACCAAGCUGGGGGGAUGCCCUGUGGGAUCCCUCCCCUGGUGGUGUCCCACGCCGAGGUCUCCUCCAUCCGUCCCAUUGAGCUGCUGGACCUGGAACAGAGAGGUUGGGUUAGAACAUGGUGUCACUCACCCCAAGAGAAGCAACAUCCAUAGAGAGGGAGAGUAGCAUUGGCAUUACUGUGUGUGCCUCUGUGCUGCACUGACGGUGUGCCUGGAGUACAGCUCUGCAAUGACACCACAGUGCAGCAGCCUCUGAGACCCAUCCGACUUUUGUGAAGCAAAAUGUGACUUGUGAAUGUGCUGAUUUUAGUCCUUUUUCCCCCUGUGGACCCAGUCCUUGCCAUAGAGCACGCUCCAGGUGAGUUUAGUUUGUGCCUUCCGUGCCUGUAAAUACCUUGUUUUGUAAAACUCUGUGAAUGGAAAUGCUCUAAUAAACUGGGAUAUUUUCUAAUA
Molecule: messenger RNA, 4333 nt
Organism: Strigops habroptila (Kakapo)
Lineage: Eukaryota; Metazoa; Chordata; Aves; Psittaciformes; Psittacidae
Gene: ST14
Product: suppression of tumorigenicity 14
Exons: 20
Coding region: 980-3469 (829 amino acids)
Biological process (GO): acrosome reaction; proteolysis
Cellular component (GO): membrane
Molecular function (GO): protein binding; serine-type endopeptidase activity
Source: RefSeq, a predicted model, not a curated record